Miscanthus lutarioriparius is the source of this 534-nucleotide messenger RNA. NCBI's taxonomy places the organism in Eukaryota, Viridiplantae, Streptophyta, Magnoliopsida, Poales, Poaceae. The record is from the annotation of a GenBank genome assembly.
AUGCGGACCAGCACAGGUCUAACAAGAAUUUUCCUCUUGCCAAUUCUCAUCUCUCUCCCUCUCUUGCUAAUGAAGAGAUCGUCAGUGCCGAACGCGAGGCGCAUGCGCGUCCCGGCGUUCGGGGAGUGGAACCACCAUGGCGACGACGACGGCAACGGCAAUGGCAUCGGCAACGGAACAUGGCCGGCGGUCAUGACCCCGUUCUUCGACCUCGCCACGCUGCAGAAAGCAGCGCCCAAGACGGGGAGACGACGGCGCGGCGGUGACGACGGUUUCGAUGCGGCCAAGCUGGCUACGGCGGCGGAGGCGCCACAGGGGCACAUGCAGACGAGGCGGAGCAAGGUGGCCAACUCCGGAGCCUACGCGGCGGCGGCGGCGAGGAGGUCCUGCUUCACGGUGGCCAAACCCGUCGACGACGACCUGUACGGGGUUCCACCGGACAUGAUGCUCUACGGGAAGCCAGCACCGAGGAAAGAAGGCUGGCUGAGGAUCCUGCGGCUUCUGGGCUGCUCCUGCUGCUUGAGCCCGUCGUAA